This is a messenger RNA of Dichotomopilus funicola, 1497 nucleotides long. Its product is annotated as putative Endothiapepsin precursor. The transcript has 4 exons. Bases 1 to 1497 code for a protein of 498 amino acids. Gene Ontology annotation, biological process: proteolysis. Gene Ontology annotation, molecular function: aspartic-type endopeptidase activity. The record is from RefSeq and is a predicted model, not a curated record. Lineage: Eukaryota; Fungi; Ascomycota; Sordariomycetes; Sordariales; Chaetomiaceae.
AUGGCGCGGUCGCGCUCUUCCGUUCUCUCUUCAAUCCUCCUAUUCCUGACUCUCCCGUCCUUGACCGGAGCUGUCAUCAAUCCCACCCUCGAUGUCAAGGUCGAUCGUAACCCGUCUUACAAACCCAAUGGCCCAGCUGCCUACGCGCAGGCGCUUCGAAAAUGGGGCGCGCCUGUGCCUGUUGAGCUCGAAAAGGCACUGGCGGUGAUGAGCACCCCUCCAGGCCAUGGCGGAACCGGAGAUAUCGCCGUUGACUCAGUACUUCAAGACCGCGAGUAUUUAAGCAGAGUUGGGGUUGGUACACCGCCACAGUGGUUGUGGUUGGAUUUGGACACAGGGUCCGCCGACUUAUGGAUGUACACAUCCGAAACACGCGAGGCGACGCCCAGUAACAGAACAGUAUUCAAGAUUGAAGAGUCGACGACAGCCCAGAGGAUCGAGAACGGUAGCUGGUCCAUUGCCUACGGUGACGGGAGCUCGGCAUACGGCACCCUCUAUCACGACACUGUCACUCUCGGCCCCAACAGCUCCCUUACCGUCCUAAACAGCACUAUUGAAUCCGCCCUCUCGACCUCGGCCUCUCUCUCUUCUGAUCCAAUUCUCGCCGGCAUCCUCGGCCUCUCAUGCUCCCUUAAUAGCAAUGCCUCCCCGAAGCAGCCGGCCUUCCUGUCCGUCUUGCUUUCCCAGUUAGGAGAGCCUGUGUUCACGGUCGACUUGAAGCACUACUCAUCUGAGUUUGAGGCGGAAGGGGCAUAUACAUUUGGGUAUACUGACAAGGGCAGGGUCCUUGAGGGCACUGACAUCUGGUAUACACCACUAUUCGACGCGAGCAAAUUCUGGGAAGUUUCGUACACUGGAAUGCAUGUAGGCGGACAGCAAGAGGGACAUCGGAUAGGAGGCGAUGGCUGGGAUACCGGGUCGCCCUCGGAGUCAAAUUCUUCCUCAGAAUCGGACCCUGAUUUAGACGACGAAGACGGCUCAGACUCCGAGCCCGAUCCUCCUCGUGCAAUCAUCGACACCGGCACAACCCUCAUUCUCGUAACCCCCGAUAAGGUAAAGGCGUAUUACGAUGCCGUCCCAGGUGCCCAGAAGGGGGCCUUUGGCGGGCUCUGGACAUUUCCUUGCCAGCUAAACAGCACCAGCCCUUCCGGCGAAGGUGGGCACCACGCCGGUGGUGAGGGCUGGAAUAUGACGGCGGAUAUGCAUGGGAAAGGAACUGGCGACAAAGGGGGCCACCUUCCACCCCUCAUCAUAACUUUCCCACCCAACGAAAUCACCUCAACCCCCUUCAUAGCCAAGAUCCCCGGCGCGUAUCUCAAUUACUCAACCAUGUGGGAUGACCCUGAGAGUUGCAUGGGCGGCCUACAAGAGUGGCCAAGCGACGACUUUGGAAUUUUCGGCGCCGUCUUUCUCAAGACAGUGUACGCCGUCUUUGACGUCGGACAGGGCCGAGUUGGGUUCGCUCCAAAGGAUUUGGGUGAAUCCGGAAUUUGGUGA